UUAUUUAACCCAUUCGUGCACAGAUCGGUCUGUCAGCCGUCGCAUUCCUAAAUUACCUUCGUGCACGAGUCGGUCUGACAGACGUCCAAAAUCCAUAGCAUUUUUAAACUUUUUUUACAAAUUUAGUUCCUCAAUUUUUCACUAGAAUGCGUGUUUACUCUCUUUCCUAAGUAUUAUUCUUUGCUUUGGUGGUUAAGUCUUAUUCUAAUCUUUGCUGUAAACAAAUAUAAUUGUUUUUAUUCACGCACGUGUUUUUGUUAUGACAUUUGGUGACACUUGACAAUGUGUUCAAAACGUAAGCGGAUUUUUGAUGACAUUAGCAAUGCGGUGGAUGAAAGUGAUUCUGAUGUUGUGGAAAUGUCAGAUAAUAGUGAUAGUGACAGUGAAAGUAGUUAUUCUUCAUCAGUGAACAUUUCUGAAUUAGAAGAGUGCGGCCAAGGCGACAAUCUGUCAAAAUCUGACACAUCUGCGCCUAUCGGUUCUCGCGAAUGGUCCAACGAAAAAGGUAAUAAAAUUAUAACUAAAAUACCAUUUCACAGUAAUGUUGGUGUAAAUCCAGUGGCUUUACUCACUCACAAUUUUCCACCAAACCCUACAAAAUUAGACUGUUUUCGGUUAGUGUUUGAUCAUGAUUUGUGGCAGUCAAUCUGCACUGAAACCAAUGACUAUGCCACAGAGUGCAUUGCAGUAAAACCAAAUUCUAAUUGGUUUCCCACCACUUGUGACGAAAUACAAGCAUACUUCACUUUGUGUGUUAUGAUGGCACAAGCAAAAAAACACAGCAUUCGUUCAUAUUGGAGUGGCAAAGGUAUGACUCGUACACCAGGCAUUCGUGAAGUUAUGUCUUUGAAGAGGUUUCUGGACAUCUCCAGGUAUCUUCACUUCCAAAACAACAAUGCUCUGAACAAACAUGAUCGUUUGUGUAAAAUAGCACCAGUGCUAGAUUAUUUCAGGAAAAAAUUUCCUGAACUAAAUUUUCCAGGGGAAAACCUUUCAUUGGACGAGUCCCUGAUGAAGUUUCGAGGCCGUUUGUGUUUUGUACAAUAUAACCCUUCAAAGCGAGCUAGGUUUGGAAUAAAAAUAUACGAACUUUGUGACUCGAAAACUGGGUACUGUUUUUCCUUUUCUAUUUACACAGGGAAAACAGAAGGCAAACAAGCUACACUAGCCAGUGAAGCUAUUGUAAUGAAGCUAAUGGAACCAUAUCAAGGGGUUGGUCACACACUGUUUGUGGAUAACUGGUACAGUUCGCCAAAACUUUUUGAAGAGUUACAUAAUCAUGGAACUAAUGCUGUUGGCACUGUUAGGCAUAACAGAAAAAACAUGCCUAAAGAUACUGAAUUCAAACAGAAGUUGCACAGAGGGGAAAGUAUGAUCAGGUACAGUGAAAGUAUGAGCGUUGUAAAGUGGAUGGACAAAAAACCAGUUUUAGUGUUGUCUACAUGCAAUAGUGAAAUUGACUAUGCUAUGACAAAAAAGGUAGACAUGAAAACAAAGAUGGCUGUCAUGAAGCCGAGAGUUGUAAUCAACUACAAUACUUGGAUGGGAGGUGUAGAUAAGCAGGACCAACAGUUAGCAUCCUUUCCCAUCAUGCGGCGGUAUGUAAAAGGUUACAGAAAAGUUUUCUUUUAUGUAAUGAACAUGGCACUUUACAACACAUAUUUGCUGUGGAUGUCAGUUACUGGAAAAAAGGCCAAGUAUAGUGCAUUCAGAAUUGAUGUCAUGGAAGAACUGAUGGCAUCACUGACUUUGCCACACUAUCAACGGCGGGGACGCAGAUCUGCGGGUGACACUCCAAUGAGGCUUCAAGCUGCUCACUGGGCUCAUUUCCCAAGAUUCAUUCCAGCGAAUCCUGGCAAGCAAAACCCAUCCAGACGUUGUGUUGUGUGCAGUGCUCAUAAUAAAAGGAGCGAAACACGGUGGGAAUGCAAGCGCUGUGUGGUUGCACUUCACGUGCCAGAAUGUUUUGAGAUUUAUCAUACAAAAACCAAUUAUUGAAUCUUAAUUAUGGUUUGAUAUGUUUAUUUAAUCAAUGCACAGUUCUGUAAUAAGUGGUUCUUAAAAUAAAUUUUAAUAUGUUGUAAUCGAAACUAUUUUUAAACAGUAAUUUUUCUCAUGAUAAUUUUUGUUAUUUUGGACUAAAUUAAUUGGUGUAAAAGGGCCGCGUUUGUAGUGAAAAAUAAAGUGAGCGAAUGGGUUAAUAGUAAUGAUGUUUUAGAAUCUACCAAAUAUAUGCUAGAAAUUUAGGGUACAGAAACUUAGAGUAAUGAACAUGCUUUUUAAAAUUAUGUUAGUUGUACAUAAUGUUAAUCUGUGCACAGGAAAAAAAUUUAAGGUAAUUACAUUUUGGAAAACUCAAAUGUAAUUUUUUCUGAGUACAUUAUUCUGUUGAACUUCAUCGGAAUCGAUUCGAAGAAUCGAACAUUUAGUUUAGAAAUCGAAAAUGGAAUCGGAAUCGGUAUAUUUUAGGAAUAGGCCCAACACUAGAGAGAAUUAAAGAAAGUGGUAGAAGAGAAAGAAAUGGAUGCAAAAAUGGACAUAGAUGCUAGAAAAGGAUAUAGAAGGAAGUAAGAAACUAUGGAGGGAAGAAAAGGAUCAAGCAGUUAAAAUGAUAAAUGGUGGAGACAGAAGAAGUGGAAAAGGUACUGUGGGGUAAUUAUUUUGAAAAGCUGUUGAACCCAGAUGGAAAUGAGAAGGAAGAAGAUACAGAUGAGCAGGAAGUAUUUUCAGAGUCGGAUCAUGAGGAUAUCACAUAGAAAGAUGUAGAGGAAGCACUGAAUAGGAUGAAAAAUGGCAAAGCUCCAGGGAUGAAUGAGCUGACUGAGAAAUUAUAAGUGCAGCAGAGAAGUAGGAAUUAAUUGGUUGUAUUGAGUGAUGAGGUGUAUUUGGAAAGAAAAAUGCAUAACAGACAUCUGUAGUAAAGGGGUAAUAGUGCCAGUGUUUAAAAAA
This is a messenger RNA of Bacillus rossius redtenbacheri, 2949 nucleotides long. Its product is annotated as piggyBac transposable element-derived protein 4-like. NCBI's taxonomy places the organism in Eukaryota, Metazoa, Arthropoda, Insecta, Phasmatodea, Bacillidae. The transcript has a single exon. Bases 283 to 1998 code for a protein of 571 amino acids. The record is from RefSeq and is a predicted model, not a curated record.